Amborella trichopoda is the source of this 2439-nucleotide messenger RNA. RefSeq names its product galacturonosyltransferase 8. Lineage: Eukaryota; Viridiplantae; Streptophyta; Magnoliopsida; Amborellales; Amborellaceae. The record is from RefSeq and is a predicted model, not a curated record. Gene Ontology annotation, molecular function: polygalacturonate 4-alpha-galacturonosyltransferase activity.
AAACACAGGUACUUUCUCGUCAUUUUGACAAGCAUUAGUGGUUAAUCAAUCGUCUAUCGCGGCGUGAUCAGAUCGAGCAACUCUAAAGCGCACAUUCACGCGCUGAACAUUUCAGAGAGAAUGACGAGGAGAGUUUGAUGAGAGAGAGAUUUAAGUAGCACUGCAAGAUAGAGAGGGAGUGGGAGCGUAGUUUUGGAGCUCGGAGAACUCAACAAUGGCGGGGCCUUCACGCCGAAGUGGCCGCGCAGCCUCUUGCUGUACGUGUUGCUUCUCGUACCGCCUCUGUGUCUCAGCCACUUUUGCCCUCCUCUUCCUUGCUGGGGCCUCUCUCUUCUUGGCCACGAACCCUAACCCUAAUACUCCUACUACUCUGCAAACUCACGGACAUUACAGUUCUCAUCAGCCACUUCAAGCAGUGAGCCGAACCUUCCUUGCCCUAAAAUCUGACCCUUUCAAAGCUCGACUCGAUUUGAUUCAUAGACAAGCGAAUGAUCACGUUGCUCUCGUUACUGCAUAUGAAGCAUUUGCUCGCAAGCUCAAGCUUGAGAACUCUAAGCAGCUUAGGUUUUUUGCAGAUCUGAGAAGAAAUUAUACAGAUCUCAUGGCUAAGCCAUCAUAUCGAUCACUUCUUGACUCUGAUGCUCCAAUUGAAGAAGAUAUUCUGAGACAAUUUGAGAAGGAGGUGAAAGAGAGAAUUAAGCUCACACGCCAGGUGAUCUCAGAGGCUAAGGAAUCAUUUGAUAACCAGCUUAAGAUCCAGAAGCUUAAAGACACCAUUUUUGCAGUGAAUGAGCAGUUAACCAAAGCGAAGAAGCAGGGGGCCUUCUCAAGCUUGAUCGCUGCUAAAUCGAUCCCUAAGAGUCUACAUUGCCUAGCUAUGAGGUUAAUGGAGGAGCGAAUUGCUCAUCCUGAGAAAUAUGAAGAUGCAAGGCCUGAGCCUCCUGAGCUCGAGGAUCCCUCUCUCUAUCACUAUGCGAUCUUCUCAGACAAUGUGAUUGCUGCCUCAGUUGUGGUGAACUCAGCGGUUAAGAAUGCUAACGAUCCAUCAAAGCAUGUCUUCCAUGUGGUCACUGAUAAGAUGAACCUUGCAGCUAUGAAGGUCUGGUUCAAGACGAGGCCUCUUCAUGGAGCUCAUGUUGAGGUAAAAGCAGUCGAAGACUACAAGUUCCUCAAUUCCUCUUAUGUUCCUGUUCUUCGCCAGCUCGAAUCAGCAAAUUUGCAGAAGUUUUACUUUGAGAACAAGCUUGAGAAUGCCACAAAGGACACAACGAAUAUGAAGUUUAGGAACCCGAAGUAUUUGUCAAUGCUGAAUCAUCUGAGGUUUUACUUGCCUGAGAUGUACCCUAAGCUUCAUAGGAUCUUGUUUUUGGACGAUGAUGUGGUUGUUCAAAAGGAUCUGACUGGUCUUUGGAACAUUGAUAUGGAUGGGAAGGUUAAUGGAGCAGUUGAGACCUGUUUUGGGUCGUUUCAUAGGUAUGAUAAGUAUAUGAAUUUCUCCCACCCAUUGAUUAAGGAGCGGUUCAAUCCAAAGGCAUGUGGGUGGGCUUAUGGGAUGAAUUUCUUUGAUCUUGAUGCUUGGAGGAGUGAAAAAUGCACUGAGCAAUACCACUACUGGCAGAAUCUGAAUGAAAAUAGGACCUUGUGGAAGUUGGGGACACUUCCUCCAGGGCUGAUAACAUUUUACUCCACCACAAAGCCAUUGGAUAAGUCAUGGCAUGUACUUGGGCUUGGUUACAAUCCAAGCAUAAGCAUGGAUGAGAUUCAGAAUGCAGCAGUUGUUCACUUUAAUGGAAACAUGAAGCCAUGGCUUGACAUUGCUAUGAACCAAUUUCGACACCUCUGGACAAAGUAUGUGGAUUAUGACAUGGAAUUCGUGCAAAUGUGCAAUUUUGGUCUCUAGAAGAAACCUUUUAUUCUCAAAAUUGAUCCAUAAUGCAGAUAGUGAGGUAAAGUAUUUGGUUGCUCUAGUUCUGAAACUGAAGAUCUUCCAUCAAGAUUGAUCAACUAGAUGCUGGUUACCUUCUUAUUCGUUGUGAUAGAGAUAUUAUAUGCUCUAUCCAUUUGUAAUGCUUCCUUAGGUUUGUGUCCUUGUUAAGCUUUAAUUUCAACUAGAUUUCCUAAGCAUUGUUAGGGUCCUAGGUUUAGAAUGAAUAUAUAGUUGGGAAUGAUAACUUAAAUUGAAUUGCAUUUUUGGAAUAUGGUUUUAGUGUUAAGGGCAGCCAAAUGAAGGAUUUGGUUAAGUUGCCCAAAGAUGAUAGUAUUUUUGCUACUCAAUUUGUGUAAAUGUUCUUUGUUUGAUUGUUCCCGUCCCAGAUAAUGGUUCAGACUUCAAAUAAUGCCAACUGAAUGUAUGAGAUGGAAAUUUCUCUUGUAAAUUAUCUGUCCUGGUUGCAUUUACAAUCUGUUCCGCCUUAUUUAUCAAAAAAGAAUAAUUGUUCC